AUGACAGGCACAACAAACCCGACCAAGUCGGUAAUGGAGCACUAUUCCAACCGCAUCGUCCUCACAACCUACCCCAACCAAAGCGUCGCGAACCCGAUCCCCCUAAACUGGGGCGCCUCGACACCGGCCUCACGCGGACCUGUCAUCGUCUCGCGAUCCAAAAGCACCAUCAGCAAACGCAACGCGAUCGGCGCUCACGGCGGCAGCUACGCGAUCUACGGUGCGCUGGCCAUCGCCUCGGGGGCACUUGAUCCAGACUUUCGACCGAACUUCCUCAACACGCAGCCGACGUUCAACUUCCCCGCGCAGGCCGCAUGGGGCGAUAAGACCAAGAUCGUCUCCAUGGACCCCUUCGGCCACGAUAUCGUCAAACACUAUUCCUCCCACAUCGAGUCGGGCUUGGACGUGCGGCCAACCAUCGCCGUGACGCGGGCUACAAUGCGUGUCUCCGAGAUCAGCGAAGCUAUUAAGAUCGGUCGACUCCCGAUCGACGGGAAUAUCGUGUUGAACGGGCAGGGCGACGUGCGAGUGACAAAGGUAGCCGUGGAGCCAGUCUGGUAUCUACCGGGUGUGGCGGCGCGGUUUGGCGUUGACGAGGUGCUUCUUCGACGAGCCCUGUUCGAGCACACAGGUGGAAACUACCCCGAGCUUAUCACCCGUCCGGAUAUGAAGGUGUUCUUGCCCCCAAUUGGCGGACUGACGGUGUACAUCUUCGGGCCACCGGAGAGGGUAUCGGAUCCGAAUAUUCGUCUGGCAUUGCGGAUUCAUGAUGAAUGUAACGGGUCGGAUGUGUUCCAGUCCGAUAUCUGUACGUGUCGACCGUAUCUUGUAUUUGGGAUCGAGGAAGCGAUCAAGGAGGCGCAGAACGGCGGCUCAGGGGUGGUGAUAUACUUCCGGAAAGAAGGGCGCGCGUUGGGUGAGGUGGUUAAGUAUUUGGUUUAUAACUCGCGAAAACGAGGUGGUGAUACGGCGGAUCAGUAUUUCCAGCGCACGGAGAAUAUUGCUGGCACGAAGGAUAUGCGAUUCCAAGCCCUCAUGCCAGACAUCUUGCAUUGGUUGGGCAUUACGAAGGUGGAUCGCAUGCUCUCCAUGUCGAAUAUGAAGCACGAUGCUAUUGUGGAGCAGGGAAUCCCCAUCCUGGAGAGAAUUCCGAUCCCUGAUGAAAUGAUUCCCGAGGAUUCGAGGGUAGAGAUUGACGCAAAGAUUCAUUCGGGGUACUUCACGACCGGGAAGCAGUUUACCGAGGAGGACUUGAAACAAGUCAAGGGUCGUGGAUGGGAUGCGUGGGAGGAUAUUACUCACUAG
Messenger RNA from Aspergillus melleus, 1305 nucleotides. Its product is annotated as Uracil-regulated protein 1. Gene Ontology annotation, molecular function: GTP cyclohydrolase II activity. NCBI's taxonomy places the organism in Eukaryota, Fungi, Ascomycota, Eurotiomycetes, Eurotiales, Aspergillaceae. The transcript has 5 exons. Gene Ontology annotation, biological process: riboflavin biosynthetic process. Bases 1 to 1305 code for a protein of 434 amino acids. The record is from RefSeq and is a predicted model, not a curated record.